CUAUAGUGGAGGUUAGGUUAGUGACGUCAAUCGCGGGAAUGACGGCAGUUGAUCAUGGCCCAUAGCGGCCGAGAGAAUUAAAAAAGGUUCUUGGUAUGAUUCCGACUGCUAUUUCUAGCGUUGGUUGGUCGUUGGUCUUCUUGGCUUUAUCUCAUCUUGUUCUACUUCUGACGUCUUCAUCUUUGAAACUUAGCGACUUUUUGGACUUUCCUUGUUUUAUCUCGUAAGCAGGCACGAGGCUCAUAUUUUGCUAGAUACUAGAUACUCCUACUCUCACACUUACUCUGAUCACUAACUAAAUCCAAUCCAUCCGCCGUUAAUCUCCAUACCUAUCUAUCCACUCGGCCAGCAGCUAUGGGGGUAAAUCACCACGAACCUCUAGGGGCUAUGGGCCCUGUUGAGUGGGAACAGGUGCCCCAAGACGACCUUGAAGAGUUCCUAGCCGAUGUUCUUUCCGAGACGCAGACCGUAGUCGAAUCUAUUCCAGCGCCAGCCAAGAAGGACGCUUCAAGCUCUGCAGGACGAGCUCGAUCCAAGACGGAGUCGGCGGCUUCAGCUCCCGAUAUCAAACGUGCUCUGACCCUGCGACAGAAAGCUGAAGCCAUCGGCCAGGCACAAGAUCUGCAGAAGGAGUGGAAGGAGAUUAAAGUCAGCGCGAAAGAGAAUCCUCUCGGGAUCAACGUCUAUAAGCUGAGCGCCAAAGAUGGACGCGGCGCAUGGUUUGCUCGCCGGAGUGUACACGAGGGGCUGUCCUUUGACGACUGGAAGAAGGGUCUUUCUGUUGAGUUUUCGGAGACGAUGAAGGUCCAAGGUGCUCCUGGAAGUGGCAAUAUCCGUGGUAUCGGUGCCGACAAGCGCGUGGAGGACAAGCAGAUUGGUGAUCAUGGCCAACUGCAAGUCUUUCAACUUUCUGCCCAGUUCCCUGGUCCGACCGCCCCGCGAGACUUUGUGACUCUUCUUCUGACUUCCGAGACCUCCGUGAAACCCACCCAAGGAUCCCGGCCCCUCCGACAGUACAUGAUAGUCUCAAAACCUUGCGAGCACCCCGAGUGUCCUCCCCGCCAGGGCAUUAUCCGUGGCUACUACGAAUCAGUCGAAGUAAUUCGUGAAGUCCCAGUCGACAACUUUGCCUCUAAGAGAUCCCUGUCGUCGGCCGAUCUCCUGAAUCGAGACGAGGGGAGGAUAGCAAGCCCAAAACCUGGCAGCGAGGGCCACGGUUCAAUGCCACUCGACGAACCUGCCACGGCUGUCGAAUGGCUCAUGGUGACUCGUAGUGACCCUGGCGGCAGCGUCCCGCGCUUUCUUAUCGAGAAGGGGACACCACCAGGCAUCGUGGGUGAUGCUGGCAAGUUCCUUAAGUGGGUGACGUCGAAGGCUAUGCAUGGAUUUGCUGAGCCGGAAGAGACUGGCGAAGCAAAUAAGACUACUGACGUCACUGAAGAAUCUAUAACGAACGAUGCAAAGUCCACGGCUCCGCCGAACCCUACUGCUAAUCUUGAAAACACCAAGGCUGAAACUGCCAUGUCUCCAAACCAAGACGACCCUUUCCCGGGCAGUAAUGGGCUGUAUGGUGUCAUAGCUGGUGCUAUAGGGGCUGCCAGUUCCUAUAUUCCUACAAGCCUGCUCAAGACCUGGGGAACUGGUUCUGAUUUCGUGUCCACUGAUGGGAGUGUGUCCGACACUCACGCGAUUGCUGAGGAGCAACAUGAUGACGAUAGCGACACCUCCUCCAUCAGAAGCUUUGCGUCAGCCCUUGAGAAGAGUGUGACUGCCGAGAACAAAUCCCCUGAUAGUCUUGUUGAGUCCCAAUCGGAGACUUCCCGCUCCAACCCGCAGCAAUCACAGCAGUCACUAGCCGAUAAGGAACUCAAGAAGCUCGAACAAAAGAAGAAAAAGCUUGAUGAGAAGAUGGCUCGUCUUGAGGAGCGGCGACAGAGCAAGCUUCUUGGGGACAAGGAGAAGGACGCUGCUACACUGGCCAAGUUGCGUGAGAAGCAUGAAAAGGAGGUGGCUAAGCAGGAAGAGAAGUAUCGCCGCGAGAUGCGCAAGCUCGAGGAGAAACGUGAGCGGGACCAGCGUAAGGCUGAAGAGCGACGUCGCAAAGCAGCCGAGCAGGAAGAGAAGAACAACCUCUCACUUGAACUUGAGCGCAUUCGUGCAGAGCGAGAUGUUGCUCGUCGUCAGAUCGAGCUCCUUGAAGGACAGGUUGGCGAGUUGCAGGCACAGAAUACGAUGCUUGUCCGCAAGCUUGGUAAGAACGGGCUGCUGGACAGUCCAGGUUCUCCAUCACCGUCCAUUAAGAGCAUUCAAAGAGCCCACACAGAAGUUUGAGAUACCAUGUUGGAAAGUAUUGACUUAGUCAGGAGAGGAAAGGGGGGGGGAGUUGCUCAUAAAAACUACUAUUAUUCACAUACCGCACACGUGUUACGGCCGUUAUUCUACUGCGAGGCGUCAGGGGAGCUCGUUUUUCAAUAAAUCAUGAAUAGCAUUAAAUCAUUACUUUUCUCUUUUCUUGUUUUACUUGCA
Molecule: messenger RNA, 2526 nt
Organism: Fusarium odoratissimum NRRL 54006
Lineage: Eukaryota; Fungi; Ascomycota; Sordariomycetes; Hypocreales; Nectriaceae
Exons: 2
Coding region: 355-2331 (658 amino acids)
Source: RefSeq, a predicted model, not a curated record